Molecule: messenger RNA, 1050 nt
Organism: Octodon degus (degu)
Lineage: Eukaryota; Metazoa; Chordata; Mammalia; Rodentia; Octodontidae
Gene: Mrpl13
Product: mitochondrial ribosomal protein L13
Exons: 8
Coding region: 80-730 (216 amino acids)
Biological process (GO): translation; negative regulation of translation
Cellular component (GO): ribosome; mitochondrial large ribosomal subunit
Molecular function (GO): structural constituent of ribosome; mRNA binding
Source: RefSeq, a predicted model, not a curated record
CGUUUCCCAUCGAGCUGGUCUUGCUGCCGGCCCAGCCUGACUUCCGGGAAGGGGAGCCCUGGCGGCCGGGGACGUAAACAUGUCGAGCUUCUCUCGGGCGCCCCAGCAAUGGGCCACUUUUGCCCGAAUGUGGUAUCUCUUAGAUGGAAAGAUGCAGCCCCCCGGCAAACUUGCUGCCGAAGCAUCGAGAAGGCUUCAAGGGCUGCAUAAGCCUGUGUACCAUCAGAUAAGUGACUGUGGAGAUCAUGUUGUCAUAAUGAACACACGACACAUUGCAUUUUCUGGAAACAAAUGGGAGCAGAAAGUCUACUCCUCCCACACCGGCUACCCUGGGGGAUUCAGGCAAGUGACGGCUGCCCAGCUCCACCUGCGGGACCCAGUUGCGAUUGUGAAACUGGCUGUUUACGGCAUGCUGCCAAAAAACCUUCAUAGGAGAACCAUGAUGCAGAGGCUGCACCUUUUCCCCGAUGAGGAUAUUCCGGAAGAUCUCCUGAGGAACUUGGCGGAGGAGCUCCCUCAGCCCCGGAAGGUGCCCCGGCGUCUGGACGAGUACACGCAGGAGGAGGUCGCGGCCUUCCCCAGAGUGUGGUCCCUGCUUCUUGGGGAUCUGCAGAUGAGCAUUUCAGUUCACUUCCUCAGGAGUGCCCUCCAGUACUCCCAGAUGAUUUACGCCCCCGUCUCCAGGCCUCAGCCACGCUCUCCUUGCCGUCUGCUGCGUCUCUGGACGUAAUGAAACCUGAAGACUACCGGCUGUAGGAGGCUGGAAAUUACAGCAAAUGCCCAGGCUGAGGGCUGCUUCUCCCGCUGGCCCCCCUCCCCCAGGAUGUGGCGAGGAAGACGCCGCUCCCAGUCACCAGGACGGCCGGGGGGCUGAAAUCACAGUGAAACACUUUACUUUAUAGAUGGGUGUGUCAUAAAUGUUAUGGGCUGGGGUUAGGGCCCAGUGGCACAGCGCCUGCCUGACAAGUGCAACGUCAUGAGUUGGAUUGCCACACCCACCCCCAAAAAUGAUAUAAGUGAUUGUAAUAAAACUGUUUGGUUAACAUGCAC